UGCAUAUAAUUUCCCGCAACCACCGCCACCAGCUGCCUCGUAAGGUGACCACUUGCCCUCUCUCUCUCUCUCUCUCUCUACUUCUUCUUCUUCUUCUUCUUCUUCUUCUUCGCCUCCCUUCGAGUUGGAGAAGGACUCGAGAUCCACAGAUCGGAUGGGAGGGAGCGGGUGGAGGAAAGCAAUAAGGGGUUUCAACCUUUGCGUCUACUCUCCCCUUGCCGCCGAAGGCGGCGGCGACGUCGGUCCCCCUGGUGCGUCCUACGAUCCCCCCGCUGCUUUGUCGCCGCCAGAUCCGCCUGCUUUACAGCUGCCUACUCCCACUCAAUCGUCCUCUGGCCUCCGCCCCCGGGUUUCCGCAUCCGGCAGCGGCCUUUCCAAGAGGACGUGUGCCAUAUGUCUGACGACUAUGACACCAGGGCAAGGUCAUGCAAUUUUUACUGCAGAAUGCUCUCAUAGCUUCCACUUCCAUUGUAUCACCUCAUGUGUUAAGUUUGGCAAUCAUGUUUGCCCAGUUUGUAGAGCCAAAUGGAAGGAAAUACCAUUCCAUGUAUCCUCUGAUUCUCCUCGUGCAAGGUCAAGAGUUAAUCCAGUGAAUAUGAAUAGGCGUCAAGCUCAUAUGAGUUUUCAGCAUCCCCUCUUGCAUAACUUAGAGCCUUGCAUUUUCAAUGAUGAUGAAACAUUGGACACCACCUUCAAAACUUCUGGAGUUUGCUAUAAUGGAUCCAUCAACACAGUAGAGAUAAAAACAUAUCCAGAAUAUUCAGCCAUUCCAGAGUCAAUUUCGACGGAUAACUUUACAAUUUUGAUUCAUCUCAAGGCUCCUCUUGGUCCCAGAAAUGAAAUUUCCUCAAAAAAUGUCUAUGUAGAUGCUGAAGAUUCCAGAACACAUCGAGCCCCAGUCGACAUUGUGACGGUGCUUGAUGUAAGUGGUAGCAUGUCAGGCAUGAAACUUGCACUUCUGAAGCAAGCAAUGGGAUUUGUGAUCCAAAACCUUGGUCCCCUGGAUAGAUUGUCUGUUAUUGCCUUCUCAUCCACUGCCAGAAGGCUCUUUCCUCUCCGUCGGAUGUCUGAAUUUGGUCGCCAGGAGGCAUUUCAGGCUGUCAAUUCACUGACAACAAGUGGUGGAACAAACAUCACAGAGGGACUCAGGAAAGGUGCGAAAGUGAUCGAAGAACGCAAGGAGAAGAAUCCUGUCUGUAGCAUCAUUCUACUGUCUGACGGGCAGGAUACCUAUCUCCUUUCUCCCACGCUGCACAAUGGCCAACACACUCAACCAGACUAUAGAUCGCUUGUGCCAUCAUCCAUCCGAGAUAGAACUGUCCAUAAUGUACCUGUCCAUGUUUUUGGAUUUGGGUCUGAUCAUGAUUCCAUAUCAAUGCAUUCCAUCUCUGAGACCUCUGGGGGGACAUUUUCGUUCAUUGAAGGUGAGGGUGCAAUCCAGGAUGCAUUUGCUCAGUGCAUUGGAGGGCUUCUUAGUGUGGUGGUGCAAGAAAUGCAAGUGCGGCUGGAGUGCCUCCAUCACAAUGUACAACUAGGGUGGAUAAAAUCUGGCCGAUAUGCUAGUUGGGUUACAGAUGGUCGACGUAGUGGGACAAUAGAUGCUGGGGACUUGUAUGCCGAUGAAGAGAGGGAUUAUCUUGUCUCUGUUAAUGUUCCUCCUGAUCACCAUGAGACUCAUCUUCUGAGAGUUAGCUGUGUGUAUAGUGAUCCUGUCACCAAGGAGGUAAUUAAUCCAGCAGCUGUAGAAUUGAAGAUUUCUAGGCCAGAGUUAGUAGUGUCUCAAACAAUGUCAAUUGAGGUUGAUCGGCAAAGGAACCGACUCCAAGCUGCUGAGGCUAUGGCCGAAGCACGGGCAUCUGCCGAACAUGGUGAGCUCUCUGAAGCUGUUCGUUUAUUGGAGGACUGCCGUAAAAGAAUUUUCGAGUCUGAGGCUGCAAAAUCAGGUGACCAAUUGUGUGCAAGCCUGGAUGCAGAGCUCAAGGAGAUGCAAGCAAGAAUGGUCGAUCGCCAACACUAUGAAGCAAUGGGUCGGGCAUAUGUUUUGUCCGGGUUGAGCUCCCACUUGUGCCAGCGGGCAACUACACGGGGGGACUCAACCAAUAGUGGAAGCUUUACCCAAACCUAUCAAACCCCUUCCAUGGUCGACAUGCUGCAGAGGUCACAAACAUUUAGUCCCGCAACGCGGCAAUCAAAUUCAAAGAUGCGGCACACACUGUCAUUCCCUGCAAGGCCUAAACCCAGGUAAUUGGCUAACUUUUAAAUUGGUUGCUGAAACAAAAUGGGCUAGUUCGGGAAGAAUGAAGAGAAGCGGAUGUAGAGAGUUUUAAAUUGACUCUGGAGCUAUUGUGUUAGCAAAUAAGUUGGAUUGGUUUAGAUUGGGAUUUGUUCUACCUUUUUUUCUUCUUCUUUUGAUCGAAAUAUUUGUUCUACCUAUUGUUAAAUGGGUUUUAAUGGUUUGUAAAUAAAGAUUGCAUGUAUAUGAAAGUUAAAAAAACAUCAGUUUUUGUGUUU
Molecule: messenger RNA, 2511 nt
Organism: Zingiber officinale
Lineage: Eukaryota; Viridiplantae; Streptophyta; Magnoliopsida; Zingiberales; Zingiberaceae
Product: E3 ubiquitin-protein ligase WAV3-like
Exons: 2
Coding region: 155-2245 (696 amino acids)
Source: RefSeq, a predicted model, not a curated record